This is a messenger RNA of Pimephales promelas (fathead minnow), 855 nucleotides long. RefSeq names its product ribosomal protein L6 (gene rpl6). The record is from RefSeq and is a predicted model, not a curated record. Gene Ontology annotation, biological process: cytoplasmic translation; ribosomal large subunit assembly. NCBI's taxonomy places the organism in Eukaryota, Metazoa, Chordata, Actinopteri, Cypriniformes, Leuciscidae. Gene Ontology annotation, cellular component: ribosome; cytosolic large ribosomal subunit. Gene Ontology annotation, molecular function: RNA binding; structural constituent of ribosome.
AUAUUUUAAUGUGUGUCUUAUUUUCUCAGAUGGCUGAGGGCGAUAAGAAGAAGGUUGUCCGAAGACACACCAGCCGUAACCCUGUGCUGGUCCGGGGCAUCGGCCGCUACUCCCGCUCUGCCAUGGCCGCCCGCAGAGCCAUGUACAAGAGGAAGACCAAAGCUCCAGUGACGAAGGUUGAAAAGAAAAUCAGGGAGAAGAAAAUUAAAAAGGAAAAGAAGAAUUCCACCACAGUCACCAAAUCUGUCGGCGGAGACAAAAAUGGAGGCUCCCGGGCUGUAAAACGCCGCAAGAUGCCCCGUUAUUACCCCACAGAAGACGUGCGCCGUAAGCUGCGGAGUCACGGCAUCAAGCCCUUCAGUCAGCACCGGAGGAAACUGCGCAAGUCCAUCACCCCUGGAACAGUCCUGAUCCUGCUGACCGGACGCCACCGCGGGAAGCGCGUGGUCUUCCUCAAGCAGCUGGACAGCGGCCUCCUCCUCGUCACCGGUCCUCUGGCUCUGAACCGAGUGCCUCUGCGUAGAGCUCACCAGAAGUUCUGCAUCGCCACCAACACCAAACUGGACAUCUCUGGCAUCAAGAUCCCCAGCACACUGGUCGAUUCCUACUUCAAGAAGAAGAAGAUGAGGAAACCCAAGCACCAGGAGGGAGAAAUCUUUGACACAGAGAAGGAGAAGUACCAGUUGACGGAGCAGCGCAAGGCAGACCAGAAAGCAGUGGAUUCUCUUCUACUUCCUCUGAUCAAGAAGGUUCCCGAACUCAAGGGGUACCUGCGCUCCACAUUCUCCCUGUCUAAUGGAGUGUAUCCACACAAACUGGUUUUCUAAAUUGCAAAUAAAGUCUCGACCCAUAUCA